AUGACGGCGCGGCGAGCGGCGGGGUCCGGCCUUGACGUUGUGCUGGUCGCCCUAGGGUUUAUUUGGCUCCGGGGCCCCGCACCGCCGCCAUUACGAUCCCGCAGCGUCCGAGGUCGUCCCCCCUCCUUUCGCCCCCGCCCCGCGGCGCCCCGCCGCCCGCUCUGCGCCCCUGUGUCCCCGCCUCCGGCGGUCGGGAGCCGCGCGCGGGCCCGCGGAGACCAUGUCCUGACUGAGGGGGCGCGGAGGCGGCGCGGAGGGAGGCGGAGAGGGGCCGGGCUGGGCUCGCCACCGAGGGCAGCUCGGGGAGCCGCCGCCGGGCUGCGAGGUUCGGACGGAGAGGAGGAGCCGGAGCUGGAGGAGGAGCCGCCGCCGCCGCCAGCUUCCUGCUUGACAUAA
This is a messenger RNA of Pipistrellus nathusii (Nathusius's pipistrelle), 396 nucleotides long. The record is from the annotation of a GenBank genome assembly. NCBI's taxonomy places the organism in Eukaryota, Metazoa, Chordata, Mammalia, Chiroptera, Vespertilionidae.